Messenger RNA from Arabis nemorensis, 378 nucleotides. Lineage: Eukaryota; Viridiplantae; Streptophyta; Magnoliopsida; Brassicales; Brassicaceae. The record is from the annotation of a GenBank genome assembly.
AUGGGGUUCCUACACAAGUUGUGGGAUGAAACGGUGGCCGGACCGACGCCGGAAAAUGGUCUCGGAAAAUUGAGAAAACACGAUUCAUUAUCCACCGUCCGAUCUCCUCCUCUCUCCACCGAUCAAGUCACUAGAAGCAUAAUUGUUACCAAGGGGAAUAACAAUGUUCGUGGUCUACGUAAAUUGAAGAUGGAUCCGGGUCGUGUUCCGGAUUCUCCUACCGGGUCAAGUAGCAACCCGGGAACGCCUCUAACCCCUGGUACACCAUGUGAUAAUUUGGGACCAUUCACCGCCGAUAAAAUCCCUUCCUCCGGUGAAUCUGAUGCUUCAAGUUUCACAGCUUAUGAAUGGAUUGUGAUAAACGCAUUGGACCGUUGA